Molecule: messenger RNA, 1007 nt
Organism: Condylostylus longicornis
Lineage: Eukaryota; Metazoa; Arthropoda; Insecta; Diptera; Dolichopodidae
Exons: 3
Coding region: 91-795 (234 amino acids)
Biological process (GO): regulation of transcription by RNA polymerase II
Cellular component (GO): nucleus; transcription regulator complex
Molecular function (GO): DNA binding
Source: RefSeq, a predicted model, not a curated record
UUUAGUAAAAGAAGAAGUUAACUUGAUGUUUGAUCACAAAAAUUAAACAAAGCAAUUUUAUAUUAAGUUUUAAAUGCAUUAAUAUUUAAAAUGGAAAUUCCUUUAAUAGAAUUUGUACAAAAUAACAGUUUUUUAUAUGAUGCAAGGCACGAACAUUACCGAAACACAAUGAUAAAAGAUGAAAAAUGGUUAGAGAUAUCAAAAGAAUUUGAUAUGCCUGUCGAAAAAGUAAAACAACGAUGGAAAAGUCUACGAGAUUCUUAUAAUAGAUACAAAAAAAAAAUAACAAAUUCUAGUGGGAGUGUUGAAAGUGGGAAACUGCAAGUAGAUUGGAAAUACUUUAAUAAGUUACGCUUUCUAGAUGAUAUCCCAGAAAGAAGGAUCAGCUCUCAAUAUAUCAAACCAAAUUCUUCAAGUGUAACCAAAACUGAAGAGCAGGAAACUUCUCUUGGUUGGGAGGAAGAAGACUCCGAUAGUAGUAUUAGCUUUUCAGAAUCAAAAAUGCCAUUGAUAGAAGAAUUUGUACAAAGAUUUGAAGCUGGAACUAUUCCUGAUGAAUAUCCUGAAGAAAAAACAAUGGAAGAUACAAGUGAUACCUCAGAAUUCGAAGUAGAAAAAAAUCGGGAAGAAAAUGUUGAUGUUUUAUUUGGCAAAAUGUUACUAUCUUAUAUAAAAGAUUUAUCUCGGGUAAAUAAUAUAAAAGUUAAAAGAGAAAUAUUUGAGGUAUUAACAAAGUAUGUUGAAAAAGAAGAACUGAAAAAUAAUAAUUCAUAUUCUUUGAACGCUACUUGUUAAAUAAUAUUGCAAGUACCCAAGAAAACCUACAUUAUGUAUAGUACUGCUCAGCUACUAAUAGAAGAGACAUGAUAAGCAGAAAUAUUGUAAUAAAUCGAAAAAUAUGUGGGGGUUAACGUUUUUUAAUUGAUUAUUUUUUGAUUUAUUACCUUAGAAAUUGAAGUUAACGUAAAAUAAAUAAAUUAUUGGCAAUGUUUUAAAAAUUAAUUAAA